AUGACCGCCGUCAGCGAUGGCCCGUAUCCGGACUCCGACAUCCAGGACCGCCGCCAGAAGAGACAUCCCAAGACCAAUGCGACCACGGGCGCCUCCGCUGCGGGCAUCCGCGCCCUGUCGGUGCAGUUCAUGACUUUCUAUUUCCGUGCUCCGAUCAAAGCUUUCUUCAGGUCUCGUAUAGACUCCCUAGCCGCGCUCUGUGAAAUGCCGAUGCUCAUGCUCCGUCUCCAGGCCUAUGCGAGAGCAAUCAACCCACGCGUCCAGGCAAACCUACCGUGGUCAUGGCGGAUGACGGCCCCUGCGAUCCUCGCCCACGCUGUGCGGGAACAUGGAUGGACUUUUAUUCCGAACCAGGUUCUGCCGCCUAUGCUAGCAAACGUUACGAUUGGAGCCGUCCUGUACACUGGCUAUUUACAGUGUCUGGGAGCCCUUCACGAGCCGUCCUCCCAUUCUGCGAAGAGAGUCUACCCACCCGCGCCCCCGCAGGAUACGUUUGCGGCUGGGUUCGCGGCCGGAGUCAUCCAGUCUGUUAUUGCUGCUCCCCUUGAUGCCCUUCAGGUCCGCUUCCAAACCAGCGACAUGCUUGAGGGACGCUACAAAAAUAUGUGGCAGUACGGAGCCCACAAGCUCCACGAGAUCGGCCUCCGGGGUGUCUUUGCCGGAUGGUCUCUAUCUGUCCUGAAGGAUUCUUUUGGUGCAGGGGUUUUCUUCACCACUUUUGAGUACAUCAAAUCGCAGAUGUACUACCAAUUUGUGAGGGAGUACUACGGGAGACACACUCCCGUGUUUGAAUGGCACCCCUGGAAGUCGACCAUCCAGUACAUUGAAGGCGAACGCCCGACGAUCAAGCCUCAUUUCAUGAUGGAGCCGACAUUCCUCUUGAUGGCGGGAAUUGCCGCCUCGAUAGCCCAGCAGGCCGUUGCACAUCCCCUUACAGAAAUCCAGAACGUGCAUUACAGCCGUCUGGAGUCUAUGGAUUUUGCUGCGCAGCAAGAGAAUAACAAGCGCUCCGUGUUUCGCCUCUAUUAUCAUGCUUACGAAAAGACGUUCGAGCAGUGCCGUCUCCAAGCUCGGCGCAUGGGAGGGUGGAGACACUGGCUUUAUAAAGACUUUCUUAUGAGCACCGUUCGCCAAGUCCCAAGUACCAGCGCCGGACUGAUCGUUUUCGAGAUUGUCCGGAGAAAGUACGGCCUGGUUGCAAAUCCUGCUAGAAUAGAGAAGGAUGGCUAUGAUAUCAUGUUGGAUUAG
Diplodia corticola is the source of this 1248-nucleotide messenger RNA. RefSeq names its product mitochondrial carrier protein. NCBI's taxonomy places the organism in Eukaryota, Fungi, Ascomycota, Dothideomycetes, Botryosphaeriales, Botryosphaeriaceae. The coding region runs from base 1 to 1248 and encodes 415 amino acids. The transcript is spliced from 3 exons. The record is from RefSeq and is a predicted model, not a curated record. Gene Ontology annotation, biological process: mitochondrial L-ornithine transmembrane transport. Gene Ontology annotation, molecular function: L-ornithine transmembrane transporter activity.